AUUCCGCGGGCACUUGUAGAAGGCCUUGUGGAAGAGGCAUGAUGGAGGAAUCUCCUACACCGAGCAUAGCACCACCCUAAUUUCCGCAUCCACGCACUCCCAGGAAUAUUUUGGCGGCAGGUCUGCUCAGUCUGUCGUCAUCUUCAAGAUCAGUGAUCAGUCCUCUUGCAGCAGCGGAGCGUCACGGAUCGCCUGCCUAUUCGCCAGGGACAAACAUAGCCCUCUGGCCGGGGGGGAAACUCAGCGAAAGAACUUGACAAGGUGGACUUCGCCUUUGCGUCAGUCUAUGGCGAAUCCCUCUUUUAGUGGCGGCCCCUCGCCCCACGGCCUGGACGUGGCGGGCAUGCUGCAGCUGGCACGGCAGAGGGUGGACGAGGGACAGCCGUCAGCCGCCCUGCAACUGAUCAUCACAGUGUUGAGAGCCCAAGGCGGGGAGGCAGCAGUACUGUCAGCCCUAACUCGAGCGAGAGCCAUGCACCACGACAGGCAGCAGCUGCAGCAGGGGGCCGACGACAUCACUGCGUUGCUGGCACGCUGUGCUAUCGGCACCGCUGAUGUGGCAGUGCCAGCUGGCAGCGGGCAAAUGAUUCCAGGGGGGCCGAUGGAGAGGGGAUGGCAAGGGCAGGGAGGGGGCAGUGCGGUGGCAUGGGGAGGGGGAGCAGAUGAGGGGAUGGGGGGAGAUGGCAUGGGGGAGGGGGAGGGAGGGCAGCAGCGAGUAGGCGGGAUGGAGGGGAUAGACCAGACAGGCAGGUAUGGAGUGAGCAGUAUCCAGGGUGGUGGGAUGAAUGGGGCAGCAGGGUAUGGGAUGGACCAAGAGCGAAGGUAUGGGGUGGACCAAGAGAGAAGGUAUGGGGUGGAUCGGGCGCCCAUACUGGCAGAGCAAGGGCGCAUGCAGGUGGUGGUGGAUGCAUCAGCGGAUGGCAGCAGCGUGACGUGCCACAUGUGCCAUGGGGUGAUCAGCGGGGCGCGGUGGAAGGAGCACCUGCAGUUCUGGUGCAGGGCUGCUGCGCGUGAUGCCACGGGGAAUGAUGGCCUUUCCCCGUGACGCAUGCACACUGGACUCUUGGCGCUUUGAGCUCAAGGCCAGAGCACCCGCUAGGGGGAGGGGAUGGCUGGCAGCAGUGUGACAUGCCUUGCCACAUAUGCCAUGGGAACAGCGCCUGGGUUGUGUUGUGUGGUAUGAAUCAGGAUUUAGGGUUCACAUCACAAUGCCUUGGGGGAACAAUGCCUUGGGGGAACAAUGCGAAAUCAGGGUAAUGGGACAUGAGAGUCGUCUGAGUUGUGUGUGACCCACCCUGGUACUCUGUCAAACAUGUUUUGUAUGUUCCUGUAGACUAUAUAGGGUUGUGCCUUCGGGAGUUCAACUCAUUAUGUUAUAUUCCCU
Molecule: messenger RNA, 1384 nt
Organism: Closterium sp. NIES-67
Lineage: Eukaryota; Viridiplantae; Streptophyta; Zygnematophyceae; Desmidiales; Closteriaceae
Source: the annotation of a GenBank genome assembly